GUUUCCAAUAGCUAGCUAGCUUAAUACUAUACAUUGGUGGUCAUGAGUUCUAUGGGCAAUACCAAUUGGCCACCAUAUAAUAGCUAUAGAGAUUGUUCACAAGGGAUUUGUAGCAUAUAUUGCCCACAAUGGUGUUACAUAAUAUUUCCACCACCACCUCCUUUCCAAUCCGGAGAUGAUGAUUCUGGCAUGAAUUUCUCGCCUCUAAUCAUUAUAGUGAUCGGUGUCCUAGCUAGCGCUUUUCUUUUGGUUAGCUACUAUACUAUAAUUUCCAAGUAUUGUAAAAGGAGAGAAAACCAAUUGAAUCCACCUCUAGAAUCUGAUACUAGGAAUGUAUCAACGACGACUCGUGAUCAAUUGCAACAUGCAACUACUGGGCUUGAUGAUUCAUUGAUCAAGUCCAUUGCAGUAUGCAAGUACAUGAAAGGUGAUGGAGUCGUAGAAGGAGCUGAUUGCGCGGUAUGUCUAAGUGAAUUUCAAGAAGGUGAAAGUUUAAGACUAUUGCCAAAAUGUGGCCAUGCAUUUCAUCUUCCAUGCAUUGAUACUUGGCUUAGAUCUCAUUCCAGUUGUCCACUAUGUCGAGCCCAUGUCAUGCCGGGAAUCCCUAUUCCAUUCCAACGAUCUUCGCAUUCACAAAUAAGAUCUUCCAAUUUCAAUGUGUCUUCUCUUUUGUUCCAAAGGAGGAAUGAUCUUGUUCUUGUUGUGGAAGAGACACAAAGGGAUAAUAAUCAUAGGGAUGAAGUUGUUGUAAACGUAGUCGCUAAUGAGAAUUUACAAGAAUACCCUUUUCAUGAACUAGAUUACAAUGGUGAUGCAAUGAGGAUUCCCAUGAAUGUGGGAAAUGGAGAGGGUCAAGCAAUUCAAGAAGUUAGAAGAUCAACUUCAUUGGGAUCAUUUUCUUUCCAAAAUCAAAAUCUUUUGAUUGCUGAUAUACUAAGUAUUGAAGAAGAUCAUGAAAAUUACCAUCAUGAACAAGUAGGCCCAUCUAAAGGAGAAAAUAGUAAAUCAACAAAGAGAAGUAAUACAAUGAAGAGAUCUGGUUCCACAGGUAGAUUCAUGUCCAUAAGAAAUGACAAAGGAGAAAGAAUUUUAUGAUACCAAAUUGAGGUCAGAAUUAUAAUUUUCAUGUGUACAAAUUAAACAGAGAAUAUUAUUGUAAAUCCAGAUUUCAUUUACUUUACAUGUGAAAUGGUUGCUUAACCUCAUUAUUAUCAAAUUAAAGUUAUGAUAUUUUUUCAUAAGUUAUAA
Molecule: messenger RNA, 1248 nt
Organism: Erigeron canadensis
Lineage: Eukaryota; Viridiplantae; Streptophyta; Magnoliopsida; Asterales; Asteraceae
Product: RING-H2 finger protein ATL51-like
Exons: 1
Coding region: 43-1095 (350 amino acids)
Biological process (GO): protein ubiquitination
Molecular function (GO): transferase activity
Source: RefSeq, a predicted model, not a curated record